AUGUUAAAUAAAAUCAAAAUUGAUUCAGAAUCGCGCUUAAGUGAAGAAUAGAAGAUUAAAGAUCGUAGAAGGAAUGUUAUCAUUCUUAUUUAGCGUUAUCUUGUGAACUCUGGCUAUAUUGAAUCAGCUACAAAGUUAGGGACGGAAUCAAAUUUGACUUUGAAUCAAUAUGAUGCUGCAGAUAAUAUCGAUUUAUAUAUGAUACUAUGUGAAUUCGAAUAGUUUUAUGAAAUGAAAUUCAUGAAACCUCCUAAAUUAGUAAAAAAGGUUGAUGGACAAAACACUCCUGGAUUACCUCGAAUUCCAAGUUCUGGUAAAAGCAGUAGUACCAACACUAGUAAUUCAAAUAAUCAAAAUCCCACAGCUUCUAAUAAGAAAAAUACUUAAUCAUCUAAGGAGAAGGAUAAUAAUAAUAAAGAUGCAAAAAAUGAACCUGAUUCACUUGAAAUUUAAGGAACAGGAGUUUAAUAAAAAUAAUCAAAUAAUGAAGAAGCAAAUCAAAAAGACUGGUUUGACCCAAGAGUUUUAAAGGGAUUACCUGAUUAUUCUGAUGUUCCUGAAUUUUAACAACUAGCAGCUUAUUUACAAAGAGAUAUCUGUUCUGAAAACCCAAAUGUGAGAUUUUCUGAUAUUGCUGGAUUAGAUUAAGCCAAAAGGUUGCUUAAGGAAGCAGUAUUAGUUCCUCUUAAGUAUCCUCAUUUUUUCUAAGGGAUCUUGGAACCAUGGAAGGGUGUUCUAUUAUUUGGACCUCCAGGAACAGGUAAGACUAUGCUAGCAAAGGCUGUUGCUACUGAAUGUCGAACAACAUUUUUCAAUGUUUAAGCUUCAUCAGUAGUUUCUAAGUGGAGAGGGGAAAGCGAAAAACUAAUUCGUGUUCUUUUUGAUUUAGCUAGACAUUAUGAACCAAGUACAAUAUUUAUAGAUGAAAUGGAUUCAAUUAUGGGUUAAAGAGGAUCAGCUGGUAAUGAGCACGAAGGAGGAAGAAGAAUGAAAACUGAAUUGCUGAUAUAGUUAGAUGGUUUAUUAAAAUCUAAGAAAAGAGUCUUUUUAUUAGCUGCAUCCAAUCUACCAUGGGAUUUAGAUAUUGCUAUGUUAAGACGUUUAGAAAAAAGAGUAUUAUUUAGAAUAAUUAAUUAGAUAUACAUUCCAUUACCUGAUUAAGAAUCAAGAGAGUCUAUGAUUAGAAGAUAUAUUCCUUAAGAAAUGAGUGAAAAUCUCAAUUAUCCAUAAUUUGCAGAAGCUCUUAAAAAUUAUAGUGGCAGUGAUAUUAAAUUAGUUUGUAAAGAAGCAGCUAUGAAACCCUUAAGAAGACUCCUUAGUUAAAUUGAAGAUAUAUAAAUUGAUGUUAGAACAACAAAAUAGAAAAAAUAAUAAAACUUACCAUCUUAUGAUGAUGUUAGACCAGGGCCUGUUACUGAAACAGAUUUUGUAGAGGCAAUGAACUAGGUAAAACCUUCACCAAGUGUAUUAGAGAAUCAAUACUAAAAAUGGGAAAAAGAGAGUGGAUCGUGUUGA
Molecule: messenger RNA, 1515 nt
Organism: Paramecium pentaurelia
Lineage: Eukaryota; Ciliophora; Oligohymenophorea; Peniculida; Parameciidae
Source: the annotation of a GenBank genome assembly